GCAGCCGGAGCCGUCUGGGAAGAGAAGACAAACUGUGCCUUUGGCUGGGGGUUUUUUUGGCUCUUUUUUUUGCCUCGAAAAGCUUCAAAAUCAGAGGGGGGUGGGUUUCCCCCCCUCAAAAAAUGAUUUUAGUCCCGGGGGGGUUGGAUUUGGAGCAGGGUGAGGGUGAAAUUCCUGCCGGAACGGAGCGGGGAAUGUGGCUGAUGCCGGUUUUCCUUGUGUUUGGCAGUCAGGAGGAGGGAGGAAAAUGAAAGCAGGCUGCAGCAUCGUGGAUAAACCCGAAGGAGGAGGAGGUUAUCAUUUCCCCGAGUGGGCUUACAAGACCGAGUCCAGCCCCGGCUCCCGGCAGAUCCCCAAAGGUGGGAUGUUGAUGGUGAUAAAAGAAAAUAAGCAUUUUAAAGAGGUAUUUUUGGGCUGGGGUUUGAUCUCUCUCGCUCUCCUCGGCAGAUAUUAUUACAACAAGAGGAUCCUCCACAAGACGAAAGGCAAAAGGUUCACCUACAAGUUCAACUUCAACAAGUUGGUGAUGCCCAACUACCCCUUCAUCAACAUUCGGCCUAACGGUGUGGUCCCGCAGAGCGCUCCCCCCGUCCCCACCGCCUCGUCCCGUUUCCAUUUCCCACCUCUGGACGGCCACUCUCCCACCGAAGAUGCCCAACCUUCUCGUUUCUCCGGCGGUUCCUUGAUCCCUUCCAACCCGGAGGGACUGGGGGAAGGAGGCGAAAGGAAACCAGAAAUUCCAGAGCUGGAGGACGGCACCUCGGAUUGGCGCCGGGGGGUGGAUCUCAUGGCUUCCCGGAACGCCGUGGGGGCCGGCGGUGGAGGUGGAGGUGGUGGUGGUGGUGGUGGCAUCAACCAUCAGAAACGCAAACCCGAGAUCAUGCUCCCACUUUUCACCCGCCCCGGGAUCUACCCGGAUCCUCACAGCCCUUUCGCCGUCUCCCCUCUGCCGGGGCGCGGGGGGGUCCUCAACGUUCCCAUCUCGCCGGCUUUAUCCUUGACCCCCACCCUUUUCUCCUACAGCCCCUCGCCGGGGCUCAGCCCCUUCACGGGGAGCAGCUGCUUCUCUUUCAACCCCGAGGAGAUGAAACACUACCUGCACUCCCAAGCCUGCUCCGUCUUCAACUACCACCUGAGCCCGCGGACUUUCCCCCGCUACCCGCUCAUGGUGCCACCACUACAGUGCCAGGUCCCCCCCCUGGAAGAACAACCCCAGUUCCCCAUCAAGCUCCAACCACCCCCCGUGGGGCGUAAAAACCGGGAGAGACUGGAAAGCGCCGAAGAAGCGGUCACCACCCCCCAUUUGGCUUCUCCUCCUCCUCCUCCUCCUCCUGCUCCUCCGAGGGUCAAGGUGGAACCCGUCGUGGAGAAGGAGGUGGAAGCCCAAGAAGCGAAAGGCAAAGAGAAAAACGAGAUGGAGGAAAAUGGCGGAGAAGAGGAGAAAGGAGGCAUCUUUGCCAGACCCGUGGCACCUUCUUGGUCCACCCACCCGGCGCCGCCGCCGUCGGCCCCCGGUUCCUCGGCCGAGGAACCUCAGGAGCAAGGGGAGAGAGCACCUGGUGGUGGGGAAGCUCAGGAGAAGAGAGAGGACGCCCUGAUGCCCCCCAAGCUGCGGCUCAAGCGCCGCUGGAACGGUGACCGCCAGGGAGACCUCCCCCCCGAGGAAAGGCCCAACGGCCGCCUCCACUGGAACGGGGG
Calidris pugnax (ruff) is the source of this 1698-nucleotide messenger RNA. RefSeq names its product ets variant 3 (gene ETV3). The transcript has 4 exons. Lineage: Eukaryota; Metazoa; Chordata; Aves; Charadriiformes; Scolopacidae. Gene Ontology annotation, molecular function: sequence-specific DNA binding; DNA-binding transcription factor activity. The record is from RefSeq and is a predicted model, not a curated record. The annotation marks the transcript as partial. Gene Ontology annotation, biological process: regulation of DNA-templated transcription.